AGACUUUAGAUGGUGCACUCUUCCUCCCUGAAGUCGGCUCAUAUUGCGAUUGCGACUGUGAGUUGUUUUUGUUUUGUUUAGAGCGGUUAUUCUGGUUAUUCAUCAGGUGGAUGGUGUUUAUCUGCCAGUUUGAUGAUUUUAUUUAAAGUGGUGGACAAUGGGUUGUUGGCGACUUACAUCGUCGGAUCAGACUGACUAUCCACCAAGACCUAUGCGGCCUUCAAACACAGAUAUAUUCUGCCUCUGUUUUGCUAUUCUUUUCCAUCUUGUCGAUUUGGGCACCGACGUAAACGUAACCUAUGAUUAUUUUUCCAAAGGCGAAAAAUACUAUGCGAUAGUUACGAUAGUGAUAAUUAUAAUACCAUCCAUUGUGACAUCAUGUGUCAGCUACAGAAUGUACAGUAUGGAUAGAGAAUCAGAAAUUUCUUAUGUUUGGAACCGCAAAAGGAAGUUCCAGCUUUUAAUGCUGUUCCUACAACUGGCACCAGUUCUUCGGUAUAUUGAUUCCUUGAGAUAUGCCUGUAAAUCAAGAAAAGCUGAAAAGAAACAGAACAAGAAAGAUCAGGAGAAGUAUUAUAAGCUGAUGCUGAAAGAAGAUGCUGAUGUAGCCUUGCUUAGAGUCUUUGAAAGUUUUUUAGAAUCAGCUCCUCAGCAACUACUCCAACUCAGUUAUUUAUUGAAGCUCUACUACAAAAAAACAGAACAUGAAGGUUUUCUGAUGCCCAUCCUUUCUGUGCUCACAUCACUGGUGGGCAUGGCUCUCUGUUUGAUGACUUAUCAAAAAACCAUUCGUUAUGUGCAAGAGGACAAGGAUAAUAUUAACUGGAAAGGCUCUGUCUUCAUUUUGAUGUGGCAUUUUUUUGUAACAGUUUCAAGAAUAUUAAUGUUGAGUGCUAUGGUGUACAUAUCAUGGCUGUAUGCACUGCUAUCAAUGAUAGUCCAUUGGCUGGUGAUGUCAAUUUCACUUGCUUUGCUGGAAUCUCAUGACUUUUGUUCAGAAACAAGCUCAAUACGAUUUCAGAAAUUCACCGUAUGUGAAGUCCUAACCAAUUUUCUGUAUUCUUCAGCUCUGGGCCUUGUCUUCAUUUUUACUUAUAUUACCCCAAGUGAAGGUGGAACAUUAUUUAGAUACACUAGCUUUUAUCUCAUUUGUCUAUUAGAAAAUAUUGUAGGAGCAGUUAUUUGGUAUUAUUAUUUUGAUGAAACAUCUUGGUUUACCAUCACAAUGACUGUAAUGUUUGUUGUACCAUUUGUGCUUGGCUGCUUGUGUAUGAUUAUUUAUUAUUGUAAAUUUCAUCCAAAGCAAUAUACACCACCUAGUAUGAUUCCCCAAAGAAGACAAGUCGUCAAAGCAGAAGGUACCCAUCUUACAGAAACCCCUUCUCCGAAAUUGCAGGUGGGACCAAGUACAUCCCUUAAUGGGACAAUUACUUCUGAAUUAGGCCAGGGUGAUGAUGCCUAGCUUGCAGAAACAGUAUUGCAAUGUUAUGAUUCUAGCUCAGCUCUCUAUUUAAAUUGAUGGUAUGCACCAUUUGGGGUUGACAACUUGUCUCUUUUUAACAAGGUUUUUUCCCUAGUGAUGUAUGUGUAUGAUGUGUCAAUGUGUUCAAUUUACCUCAGUGUUGAAAUUUUACUGUGAUUUUGUAAGUAAUUGUGUCUUAAUUACUUUAGUUGAAAUGAAUUUUAAUGCACUGUA
This is a messenger RNA of Frankliniella occidentalis (western flower thrips), 1696 nucleotides long. Its product is annotated as XK-related protein 6-like. Gene Ontology annotation, cellular component: plasma membrane. Gene Ontology annotation, biological process: phosphatidylserine exposure on apoptotic cell surface; engulfment of apoptotic cell; apoptotic process involved in development. The record is from RefSeq and is a predicted model, not a curated record. The coding region runs from base 158 to 1462 and encodes 434 amino acids. The transcript is spliced from 7 exons. Lineage: Eukaryota; Metazoa; Arthropoda; Insecta; Thysanoptera; Thripidae.